AUGCGCGAUCCAUCAAAACAAAGUAAAGAAUAUAUUCAAGGGGUUAAUGAGUUUCUUGAAUUUGCUUUUCAAAGUUCAAAAAACAAAACAAAAAUAUUGUGCCCUUGUACAAUAUGUGCCAACUGUCACGAACAGUCUCGCACAAGUGUCCGCGAACACUUAACUGAUCCACGACGUGGAUUUCUUAUAGGUUAUAAGCAAUGGAUAUUUCAUGGUGAGAAACCUUCAAGUAGCACAACUGAACAUGUAGAAAUGGAACAUGACAUGGACGGAUUAAUUCAUGAUGUUUUUGGAGUUCAUUUGAUGGAAGAACCGACUUUUGGUGAAGGUGAAAGAAAUCCAGAAGUUGGAGAAAGCUCUAAGUUCGAAGAAAACAUAAAGUUUUAUCAAUUGGUGGAGGAUAAUGAGAAAAGGCUCUAUCCAAAUUGUAAGAAGUAUAGCAAGCUCUCAUUUAUGGUACAUUUGUAUCAUUUAAAGUGUCUUCAUGGAUGGAGUGACAAGUCAUUCUCUAUGUUGCUAGAUUUACUAAGAGAUGCUUUACCGGAGGAAAAUGUUUUGCCGAAGUCAUACUAUGAAACAAAGAAGAUGAUUUCAGCGUUAGGUUUGGGUUAUGAGAAGAUCCAUGCGUGUCCUAAUGAUUGCAUAUUAUAUCGAAAUAAAUAUGUCAAUGAUCAAGUAUGUCCAAAGUGUGGUACGUCAAGGUGGAAAACAACAAAUGGAGAUGUACCAGCUAACGAAAUGGGGACUUCUGAAAAGAGAAAGAACUUACCUGCAAAAAUCCUUCGAUGGUUUCCAUUGAAACCAAGGCUACAAAGAUUGUUCAUGUCCUCUGAAGUUGCUGAAUCGAUGAGAUGGCACCAAGAUGGUAGAUUGAAUGAUGGUUCUCUUAGACAUCCAGCUGACUCGCUUGCUUGGAAGGAGUUUGAUGCUCGAUAUCCGACAUUUUCGUCAGAUCCUCGUAAUGUUCGACUAGGAUUGGCUUCUGAUGGGUUCAAUCCUUUCAAGACUAUGAGUAUUUCUCACAGCACUUGGCCAGUCAUUCUCAUUCCUUAUAAUCUUCCUCCUUGGAUGUGCAUGAAACAAUCAUUCUUCAUGGUAUCAUUACUAAUUCCUGGUCCUAAAAGUCCUGGAAAUAACAUUGAUAUUUAUCUACAACCAUUAGUAGAAGAGUUGCAAGAUUUAUGGAACGAUGGAAUUGAAACUUAUGAUGCCUACAAGAGAGACAAAUUUCAACUUCGUGCUGCUGUCAAUAUGCAUGUCCAUGUUGUGGUAUUGAAACUAACUCACGAUGGUUAA
Molecule: messenger RNA, 1296 nt
Organism: Vicia villosa (hairy vetch)
Lineage: Eukaryota; Viridiplantae; Streptophyta; Magnoliopsida; Fabales; Fabaceae
Exons: 2
Coding region: 1-1296 (431 amino acids)
Source: RefSeq, a predicted model, not a curated record